AAACGGAACGAGGGCCAUGAGAAACGACUACUGGCAGCGCUAGUGCGGGAAUUAAAACAAAUUGCAAUCAUGCCGAUGAAGGGUCGGUUUCCGAUAAGAAGAACUCUGGAGUAUCUUCAAAAAGGAGAAAUUGUCUUCAAAAAUUCCGUGAAGAUUAUGACAGUUACUUACAACACGCAUGGAGAACUGAGCGACGGCGCAAGGAAAUUUGUGUUCUUCAACGUGCCUCAGAUUCAGUACAAAAACCCAUGGGUUCAAAUUAUGAUGUUCAAAAACAUUACACCGACGCCAUUUCUCAAAUUUUAUCUCGAUGAUGGAGAACAGGUGUUAGUCGACGUCGAGGGUAAAGAUCAUAAAGAAAUAACGCAGCAUGUUAAGAAGAUCCUGGGGAAGUCAGAAAAAGUCCUGCAGGCAGAAGUCCUUGCCAAGAUGGAGUCUUCAAAUCCAGCGAAUUUUGGUCCGAAAAAAUACUUCCUGCGGGAGUGUAUGAGUGAAGUGGAGGGCCAGGUGCCCCACCCUGGUCUGGUUCCUCUGCCCAAAGAGAUGACAGGAAAGUACCGGGCCAAAAUGGCUGCCAGCUCAGAGGACUGAGAAACG
This is a messenger RNA of Chanos chanos (milkfish), 597 nucleotides long. It is a transcript of the gene mrps25, whose product is annotated as mitochondrial ribosomal protein S25. The coding region runs from base 70 to 591 and encodes 173 amino acids. NCBI's taxonomy places the organism in Eukaryota, Metazoa, Chordata, Actinopteri, Gonorynchiformes, Chanidae. Gene Ontology annotation, cellular component: mitochondrion. The record is from RefSeq and is a predicted model, not a curated record. Gene Ontology annotation, molecular function: structural constituent of ribosome. The transcript is spliced from 4 exons.